Molecule: messenger RNA, 399 nt
Organism: Symbiodinium natans
Lineage: Eukaryota; Dinophyceae; Suessiales; Symbiodiniaceae
Source: the annotation of a GenBank genome assembly
AUGAGCCCGAAGCCCUUCCGACGGCCUGCGCAGUCGGCUGGGCAGUACGUGCAGCAGUUCCAGCAGGGUAUCCCGCAGGCCCAGUCCAUGGUGGUGAGCGGCUACAAUCAAUUCCAAACUCAGCUGCAGUCGGCCGGAGCCCAGCUGCAAUCGGCCCUCGACCACAGCCAGGGCAAGUGGUUCGCCCCGGGCGAGGCCCUUCCCCCGGGCUUCCAGAUCACCUCGCACCCCGAGGGGCAUGUGGAGCCCCAGGCCCACCAUGCCAUGUCCGACGCCGUGGCGUCCUUGAAGGGCAUGCCCGGCAAGCUUGGCUCCGCGCUCGAUGACGCCGCCAAGGCUGCUGCGAAAGGCAAGGACAAGAAGAAGAGCAAGAAGAAGAAGUCCUCCGGCUGGUGCUAA